AUGGAACCUUCAAGUUUCCGUCCGGGCGGGCUUCAAGAAGCUGGAAACACCCACCUCCUCCACCUCCUUGCCAUUUCCCGUCUUCCCUGGUACUCACGGAUGCGACUUUGGAUAUGCGGCAAGAUCAGGUGUGAGGUAACGACGGAAGAUGGAGCAGACGAGACACCAAGCGACCAGCUGUCUCGCAUCCAAGCUCUGUCCCCUCCAAAACCCCUCGACUGCCUCAAUCUUUCGCCUAGGUAUCGGCCACUAUCACAGGCACGCCAUAUUCACAAGGACUGCGAUGCCUCCCUCAGCACACGAGCCUCGAUAGACCUGUUCAUCCAUCUCUUCCUCUGUCUCUCACACCACUUACACCUCCUCAAUGGUGGGGUGCAAACUUUGGCUCGGGGCCCUCGUUCAGGCGGCCUCUUGAAGUACAUGGCACACGACAGGGAAGAAGCAUUCCCGACCGUCUCGAAUCGUCUUCCAUUCCAGGCCGCAUCGGACCUUCCGCUGGCGAGCUUUCAGAUCGAACAAGUGUCCAAUCCAACUUGGCAUAUGUUGCCCAACUUGCGACACGCGACAUGCGACCAAACGGCUCUUGUGGCCAUCAUCCGUCUCGCUCGGAUCGCAAUCGCAAGCUGUCGCAGGCUCGAGUCGCUGCGCAUCAGGCGUCCCAAGCUCCAGGAGCUGACCAAUUCCCCAAAAACCUCCUCGGCUCCUCCAGCAUGGUACGGCAACGCCCCGAUCAAUAAGGGAACUUUGCUGCUCCACCCGUCACCACGCUGCGGCGCUGCAGCGUGCGUCAACGGUGAUCCAGCGCGGGAACAAGUGACUUUGAUUGCUUGGCUCCCCGCCAUCUUUCCCUUCUUUAUACCCUCCCACUCGUCACGGUCUCAAAACGCCGUCCAUCUGUCAAAAUCGCAUGUCAGGAAUCCCAUUGGAGAUUGCGCCUGCGCCGCAUUGACUCAGCUCAUACAACAGUACAUGGCACCCAGCGCCCGUAUAUCUGUCAAGUUUCUCGACUUUCCUGCGACAGAAACAGAGCUCUUUAUCUGUGUCCGGCCAUCCGUCGCUGCUGAGACCCUAGCUCUCAGAGCCGCGAUGCCAAUGGACACUCAACAGCGGGGUAGAUCAAACCGUCAACAAAUCCAAGAGCAGCCCUCCCGUGCCAUUCACUAA
Molecule: messenger RNA, 1164 nt
Organism: Colletotrichum lupini
Lineage: Eukaryota; Fungi; Ascomycota; Sordariomycetes; Glomerellales; Glomerellaceae
Exons: 7
Coding region: 1-1164 (387 amino acids)
Source: RefSeq, a predicted model, not a curated record